Zymoseptoria tritici IPO323 is the source of this 2373-nucleotide messenger RNA. RefSeq lists its product as uncharacterized. The transcript is spliced from 3 exons. The annotation marks the transcript as partial. Gene Ontology annotation, cellular component: cytoplasm; cell division site; plasma membrane. Lineage: Eukaryota; Fungi; Ascomycota; Dothideomycetes; Mycosphaerellales; Mycosphaerellaceae. The record is from RefSeq and is a predicted model, not a curated record. Gene Ontology annotation, molecular function: GTPase activator activity. Gene Ontology annotation, biological process: cytoskeleton organization; small GTPase-mediated signal transduction.
AUGAGCUCCUUCGCGACGUCUUUCUGGUCCUCCGACUACGCAGGAGGUCUGGGCGUACUUUUCGGAAAGCUACAGCAAGGAGUACAGGAGAAUGACCAGGUCCUCACGAUUGCGCGCAUGCGCGCGGACGCCGAAGAUUUGUACGGACAAAAGCUGGGAGAGAUUCAAUACGCGACAGAUCGGAUAGAAGGUGGCUUUCAGAGAGACGAUGGUGCCAGCGUCAAGAAGGCAUACGAUGGAGUGCGCACAGAGAUGGGCGAGGCUUCUCGAAGUCACCGCAAGAUCGCUUCCAACAUUCGAGAACUCGUCGUGAACCCGUUCGCGCGGUGGUGCGAUCAGCAUGCAAGUCGAGUGCAGAACAGCCAGGACGACCUCCAAGGGCGUAUCAAGGCCCACGAUCGACAAGCCGAGACUGUACGACAAUACCGAAGUCAAUACUACAACAAGUGCAGGCGGGUGGAGGAUCUGGAUGAGGAAGAGAAGCUGGCCUUUCAAGCACCUGACGCUGUCGCUCUGACAGGCUCUCCCAAGCCUUCUCCAAUAUCCGUGCCGAGCAUCAAAGUAGAGGAAGACAACGAUCCGGAGCCUGUGGAGAUCGGCGACGAGACCUACCAGCCAGAGCAGGUCAAGAAGAUGCUCACGCACGCCCUGAACAACGUACCCCUGGGAGAGACGAAAGUGCCUAUACUGGGAACCUACCAGAACGUGAGCAGCGGCGCGGACAUUACAGAGUACAUACAAAAGCAUCUGGGUGCGAACAGUCUGGCUUAUGCGGAGCGGGUUGGCCAGGACAUGGUAACUAACGGUUUCUUGCGCUUGAUUGGCAAUGUCGGCAACACAUUCGCCAAUAGCAGCAGGAUGAAGUACCAAUGGCGGCCCAAGGUUUUUCAAAUCACCGGUGUGCCGGAUAAAAAGCCCACUUUGCUCAGUCGCUCGUCUACCAUCAUGUCCGCAGGCUCGGACAGCUCCAUUCCAGGAGCGCCGGUCAUCGGCGACAAGAUCAGCGAAUACAUGGGACAGUGGAACCCUCUCAGCAACCCAUAUCCGAACGAGACACCUGCAGAGAAGCUCCGCAGAGAAGCACGUGAGGCAGAUGAGCGGUACAAGGCUGCAGUCAGGAAGCUGGACGGACUUCGAUGCAGCUUGGAGGAGGCCAUGAUUGAGCAUAUGAAGUUCAUGGAGCGCUGCGAGCUGGACAGGUUGAAGGCGAUUAAGAGUGUCGUUCUGGACUUCAGCGGCGCCAUCAGCAAUGUCAUCCCGUCAUUGCAGUCCACAGUCGACAACAUGAUGCUGUUCCAGGAGACAGUACAGCCGCUGUCGGAUUUACGAUACUUGCUGGAGAACUACCGGACCGGCAACUACUUCCCCAAAGUCACGACUUAUGAGAAUUACUACAACAACGUGGACGAGCAGGCAUUUGGCGUUGACAUUGAGGCUCGCGCGAGAAGUGAUCGCAAGCGAGUACCUUUGAUCAUCACCACGAUCUUGACAUUCCUGGACUCGCAUUACCCAGACUUGGAAGGUGAUGAAGCACGACGCAGCAUAUGGACUGUGGACGUUCCUCUUGGAGCCACUCAUCACCUUCGUAGCCAGCUCAACACCGGCAAACCUCUCUCACCCGAUCUCCUGGAGAAAUACGAAGUGCCCAUCGUUGCUUCCGUGCUGAAGCUAUACCUACUCGAACUUCCCGACAGCCUUGUGAGCUCGCACGUCUACGAGAUCAUCAAGACAAUCUACACUACUACCUCGCAGACAUCUUCCGAAGCUGCCCGCAUUCAAGUCAUCCAAUCCACACUCGGCCAACUCCGCCUGGCCAACAUCGCCACUCUUGACGCCCUGGUCACGCACUUUACUAGACUGAUCGAGCUCACCAGCGCGGAUGAGGCUUACAUUAAUAGCCUCGCCGGCGUUCUUGCUCCAUGCAUCAUGCGACCAAAGCAGGAGUCCUCACUCUCUAUGACCGAGAAGUUCAACGUUCGCCUGCUGAAAGAUCUAUUCGCCCACAAAGAUGCCAUCUUUGGGGAGUUGAAGCGGCAGUCUUCCCUUACACACACCGCAUCGGGAUCCACCCGGCAAGUCCGAGCGAUCUCCACCGACGAAUCGAAACGAAAGGAGCACAUGGAAGAGCGUCAACGCGCCAUCGCCGCAGCCACCGCGUCUUCUUCUGGUGGACCAAGUCACAUGCACACAAUGUCCACACCAGUCGCUCACACUAAAUCCGUCCGUCAGCCCUCUCCCGGUCCUGGUCAUCGUCGAGAUCGGAGUCGAGGCCCGGAAACGAGAUUCCCAGUCUCUGCUACCGCGGCUCAAAACUCUGGAAAGGUCAUGUCUCCUACCCAGUCUGUAAGCAGCUCGCAGAGAGACUCAUUGGGU